This is a messenger RNA of Marasmius oreades (fairy-ring Marasmius), 7287 nucleotides long. RefSeq lists its product as uncharacterized. Gene Ontology annotation, cellular component: fungal-type vacuole membrane. The record is from RefSeq and is a predicted model, not a curated record. Lineage: Eukaryota; Fungi; Basidiomycota; Agaricomycetes; Agaricales; Marasmiaceae. The coding region runs from base 1 to 7287 and encodes 2428 amino acids. The transcript is spliced from 39 exons.
AUGGAGCAUGCAAGGCAAAGCAGCGGAAUAUACGAUGGCACUAUUCCAGCUCAUCCUAGCUCAACAUCGCUCACCGCCCUUGCAGGCAGCGGCUCUGCUCCUGCAGGUUCGCGUUUCUCUGAGCCUCAAGACGAUGGUGUAACAAGGGCAACCCCUGCUGGCAUACAGCCCACUUCGAGUCCUGCUGCUGCUGCUGAUCCCUUCGCAGACCCAAACCCUUCUCAGGCUGCGGUCGACAACCAGGAACAACCUUCUCAGGCUGCCUCACAGCAACCCUUCUACAGGAGAAAAUGGUUCAUAUGGUGUCAGAUUAUCUGUAUUCCACUCGGUAUCGCGUUGCUUUUCAUCCUCUUGUUCCCUGUCGUCAAAGCUAUCGUUCAACUCGUCGUCAACAAAAGCCAUCUCGGCGUGGAUGUAGCUCGCAUCAGCUCACCACAGAACGGCAGCUUUCAGCUCGCGUUACAGGGCAAGGUGACCAACACGGGUGCUAUUCCCGCCACAAUCAACUUCAAAGAACCUAUCCACGUAGCAUGGGUGCAGAAUGGAAAAAACGAUGUCCCCAUCGGCACAAUGACUUUGGACGGACUUCAUGCCAAAAAGUCUGGCGCUGACAUCAACCAGAACACGACCUUCACCAUUACCGAUCAAGAUGCAUUCGGGUCCUUUGCUGCUCAAAUGAUCACCGCCGAAGAAUUCUCUUGGAGACUCACCAGCAGCAAUUUGCGCGUUCAAGCUGCCAAGUUCCCGGUCUCCAAUGGUAUCAAGUUCGAUAAAGUCAUUACACUCAAAGGUUUUAAUAGCUUCAAUAAUGCUGUCAACCUCACGGACUUGCAGUUACCGAGUGACAGUCCUGAUGGUAUCGACUUCGUCGCUGUAACCACCCUCAGCAAUCCUAGUCCGUUCUCGUUGAAUCUGGGUACCGUGGUAUUUGACUUGAUGUAUGAGGGUCUUCUUCUCGGAACGGGAACAGGUACCAAUACGGUGAUCAAUCCUGGCCCGAAUAACGUUGUUACCCUCAAGGGUGCUAUCAAUAAGCAAACUGGCGCAACUGAGCUCGCCAAGUUGGGCAAAUUGUUCUCCAACUAUCUCAACGGCGAUGAAUCUCCCGUCAUCGCAGUCGGCAAGUCGACGUUGCAACCCGAUGGUACCGAGAUUUCCUGGUUGAGCAAAGGACUUCAAUCACUCCAGUUGCAAGUUCCUUUCAAAUCUCAACAGCCUAUUAAUCCCAUCAAGGCAAUCAACAUCGGCGACCUUGCCCUCGCGUUCAACAAAGAUACUCCUUGGUCUCCGACCACCUCAAGUAACUCUGUGACAGCUUCACUUGAAUUGCCCUUUGGGUUUGGUCUCUCCAUUGGGGAAAUCAUGAACGAGUUCAACAUUACCAAAGACGGCCAGGUGGUUGCCGGUCUUUCCACCCCUCUGGGUGCCUCAAAAUCUGCGAUUUCCGUCCAAGGGUCCACGCUGACGACCGGCUCUAUCAACAUCACCAUCGACAACACCCCGCUUAAUUGUCCCGAUCAGAGUCAUCCGACCUUCUCCACCUUUAAUGCCAACUUGACGAGCAGCGAUGAAGCUGAUUUUAAUCUUGUCGGCAAAUCCCGAGCUAUUGCGAACCUUAGCAUUGGCCAGAUUGAGCUUAACCCGAUCAAAUUCAAUGUCCCGUCGGGAUUGAAUGGGUUGAAGGGACUCAAGGGACUUACCACCAUUCAAUCGGUGGAUGUGCAGGGUGGGACUUCUGAAGGGAUCACCCUGGGAAUUCAAGUGAACAUCGUUAAUCCUGCGAAUCUGAAGCUUUCGACUGGCGAUCUCAAUCUCCAAUUGUUCCGCGAUGGUGCAUUAUUGGGAACGGCUUUGCUACCCAACCUUACACUUGAGAUGGGAAACAAUUCGUUGGCGGCCAAAUCGACAUUUGCUGCCAAUAACAACCAGCAAGGUCUGCAAACUCUGACAGACUUCGUGAGCGGGAAGGAUGUCCAGCUCUCUAUUGCCGGUUACGAUGGUAGCACACAAGUGGUAUCACUCCUCCAAGCCUUCAAGACUCUGGCGAUCGACGUUGCCCUUCCUGGCUUAAACUCGACUUUACUCAACUCUGCUGCAUUGAAAGUCUUACCGACGACGGGUCGUCAAAACAACAUCAGUCAUGUCACCGUCGAGCUCAACAAUCCUUUCAGCGCCGGACUCAAGAUUACCAAUAUCAAAUCAAGUGUGUCGGCCUUUGGGAUCUCACUUGGAUCGAUCGACACCAAGACGGAUUUUACCUCUCAACCACGUUCAAAGACGAAUUCGCCAGAGUUGGAUUUGAAUAUGAACUUUGAUCCGGCUUCGUUGUUCACCGUUACCCGUGCGCUUGCUGUUGAGGCUGGGAUGGAUACGAGGCAGUUGGAUGGAAUUGUGAGCCUUGGAGGGUAUACGUAUUUGAAAACGACCGGUCCGACCCCUGAGAAGAGUCGGAGGGCGAAUAUCUAUACUGGGUUCGAGUUGCCUUCGUUCAUUCAAGCGGCUUUCAAACAGCUCAAGUCGGAUGUGGAUCUCACUGCCGGUGUUACCAUAGGUGACUACGCGACUACUUUGACGUACUCGCAAGCAGGUGUUGCGACUGCUACAGAUGAGAGUCUGAAUCUUAUUCUUCCGGUUUUGGCGCAACCUAUUGUGCAGAAGAUCGUUGACGGUUCCGCGCUUGGUAUCGAUACUGUGCUUAUCAGGAAUCCCCAGCAACAGUCGUUCGGUACUCAGCUCAAGGGUAGUAUAACGGGUACUGGUCCAUUCGAUGCCACUAUUCGGUUCCCUACGGGCUUGACAGUGAAUUGGCAAGGAAAGCCUAUCGGGAACAUCAAGAUGAACGACGUACAGGUCGCCGGGGAUGUGGGUGCUCAGCUGGACAUGGAAUCGGAGUUCCAGAUCGUCGAUGUGGACCACAUUACCGCAUUUACAAAGGUCUUGUUGACGGAGGAAUCUUUCGAUUGGGAGAUUUCUGGAGAUAAUCUGACAGUUAGUGCACUAGGUAUCGAUGUCUCUGGUAUCGCUCUGUCUCCCAAGAAGGUCACUCUCAAGGGUUUCAACGGCCUCAAAGGCGGUGUGAAAGUUCAAUCGUUCGACCUACCGGCCAACGAUCCUGCCGGCGGCAUUCAGCUCACACUUGAUGCUGCUACAACUAAUCCCUCGCAAGUCGGUAUCGAGUUGUCAUCGAUUGGUUUCGACACUUAUGCAGGGCAAGUUCUCAUUGCGCCUGUUCAAAGCAACGGAACGGUGUCUUUGGCUCCGCAAUCGACUACGGUUCUUUCUCUUGCUGGUCGUCUCAUACCUCAGACUAGUUCCGAGGGUCUAUCAACAGUGUCAACUAUAUUCAACAAAUUCAUUCGCGGUGAAGACAGUGAGGUUGUCGUUCAUGGUGCGAGUGCAGGAUCGAGUGAUGUUACCUGGUUGAACGAGGGUAUCAAGUCACUCCAGGUCGCCACGGUUCUGCCCAACCGAGGCGUCCUAAACAUCAUCAAGAACAUCAAUCUCAAUGAAUUAUCUCUUAUGCUCACGCCCGAGACAGCUUACAACCCCUCGACCAGCAGCGACAAUUCCGAUGCGGCGUUUACGCUGCCGUUCGGAUUCCCUAUCGACAUCACUGCGUUGGAGCAGACGAUCGAUGUUUCCUACCAAGGUACUCAGUUUGCGCAGCUCGCGAUUCCCAAAGGUCCUAGUACUACGGAUGUACAAAAUAGGAUUAUCCAUCUCACUUUCAACGACGUAUCCUUCGCCGUCUCUGGGAGUGGUCAUGGAACAUUUGAUAGCUUCCUCGCUGACACAACGAUGGGACAAGGCGAAACGAUUGGACUUGCUGGUUCAGCUAAUGCUGAUGCGAGCACUGCUGUUGGGGUGUUGUCUCUUUCGGGUAUACCGUUCUCUGUGGAAUCGACGAUCGCUGGACUGCAAGGGUUAAAUGCAAAGCCUGUUACUGUCAGUAAUUUGGAUGUUGCGCAUGGGUUCUCUGAUUUUUUGUUGAUAACUGUGGAUGGUCAUUUGUUCAAUCCAAGCAACCUCACUGUGGGAACUGGCGAUGUUUCGUUUUCUUUGGAGUUUAGCAACCAAAUUAUUGGGACCUCGGAUCUAAAAAACCUCGUUAUUAAACCAGGCGAUCAAACAUACCCUAUCGAUGUCCAUUUCGCUCCCCAAGGCGAUGCGGUGGAAGCCGGGAAAACACUUUUGCAAAACUUCAUCCAAGGAGUGGACGUUCAGACUAGUAUAUCUGGAAGCCGUGAUUCUACUGCCGUCGAAUCGCUCAAGACAGCUCUUUCCCGCAUUCGGCUAUCUCCAGUCGUCAUCCCCGCUCUGAAUCAAUCCUUGAUCGAGAGCGCGACUAUAGUGUUCCCAACCGACAUUGUUUCCACUGGAAUUGCUCAAACUUCUUUCACACUGGCGAAUCCCUUCUCCGCCAGCAUCAAUUUACUGAAAAUCAAAGCUGAUGCUGUCUAUCAUGAUCUCAGACUGGGAACGAUUGAUACCGACGUCUCCUCGAACCCCAUUCAUGCGUCUGGCCAUAGUACCAUCACUUCACCUACUCUUCCCCUCCAAUACGACUUGAAUCCUGCUACGAUCGUGAAAUUCCUUCAGAUGGCUUCACAAGCGAACGGUGUCGACAUCGGCCCAUUAACGGAGCUCUUCCAGUUCAUUCUGGAUAACCCAGAUUUCCACCCUCCUGUUAAUUCCUCGGUGGACACGGGGUCUCCCACAUGUUCCAGUGGUCAACAGUUUGAUGUCAGAAGUGCAAUCUUGAACUCGUUGAAGAAUCUUGAGGUCGAUUUACAAGUCGAUUCUUCCGUGAAACUGGACGAUUUUGCAACGGAUUUGGCCUUUGCGCAGCACAAAGUCAAGGCUCUGACGGACGAAACCGCUUUAUUCCUCAUUGGCGCAGUUGCUGGCCCAGUUGCACAACAUCUGGUGGAUGGUGCUCAACUUUCGUUCUCGGAAGCGAGGAUCACCAAUAUUUCAAAUGACGGUUUUGAUCUGUCUCUCAAAGGAAGUCUCACCGGCACCGGUCCGUUGGAUGCCCAGAUAACGUUUACUGAACCCUUGAUUGUCAACUGGCAAGGCAGCGACAUUGCAACUAUAACGCUUCCUCCAGUGUGUGCUGCCGCCAACAGCGGUGUUCCGAAGUAUGAAACCACUGGUCAUCUUACGAUUACCGACCAAGCACGGUUCACCGAUUUUGCAACCUUCUUGCUGCACAAUCCCUCCUUCGAUUGGACUAUCUCGACACCCAAGCUCCGCGUCUCAGCCUUGGGCACGAUCUUUGAUAACGUUUCUCUACAGAAGACUGUCUCAUUCAAGGCGUUCAACAAUCUUCCCGGAGUAACUAUUAGUAACUUCCAGCUCCCUUCAGAUGAUCCCGCCGGGGGCAUUCACGUCGAGACGGACUCUUUAAUACCUUCGCCUGCUCAGUUGGGUAUCGACCUUGGAACGGUCUCCUUCGCGGCUUCGUUCGAGGGAACGCUCAUCGGACCGCUUUCGGCAUCAAGUUUAGUUCUGGAACCCAAUUCCGAGACCAAGACACAUCUCUCAGGUCGCAUUGUUCCUCAAAGUGGCUCUGACCUGGAUACCAUUGGGAAACUGUUCUCUGAGUUCCUGGCAGGGCAGAACCUGACACUUAGUGUGAAAGGGGAUUCUGUCCAGCCUUCGGGUUCCAGCGAGCCAGUUGCGUGGCUCAGCACUGCUUUUAAGACCUUGGAGUUGCAAGUGGCUUUGCCUGGUCAGAAAUUCGAUAUCAUUCAAAGUAUCGAUCUUUUCGACCUCGAUGUGACCUUGACCAGUGGAGACCAGGCGUUUGCACCUCUCACGAGCGCUAACAACACACUUGCUCGGUACAAGAAUCCCUUCGGUUUCUCGCUCCAAGUUAUCGAAGCCGCCCAAACUAUCUUCCUCAGUAGUGGCGGUACCGAUGCCGCUAAGCUCAUCCUUCCGAAAGAACCGGCUGAUGGUGGUGUCUCUACUGGAAAUGUCGCGGAUCUCCACAUAUCCUGGAAAGACCAGCCGCUGCAAUCAGUCAAUAACGGCGCUUUCGAUCAGCUCUUUGCAGCUGUCACACUGAAGGACUCGGUGAGCCUGAGACUCAGAGGGACAGCUGACGUUACUGCGAAAACGGCUAUUGGCAAUGUGCCGAUUUCCGGUAUACCCUUCGACGUUCCAUCCAGCCUCAAAGGUAUCAACAACUUUGGGGGCAAAGCUGAACUCCGUGACGUCAAAGUUGCCGGUAGCGGUGGGAACGGUGGAAAUGAGUUCAUUGUUUCCCCGCUCACCACAGUCCUCGAGAAUCCUUCCAAUGUCUCUCUGCACACCAUUGACACAGCUCUCCCUGUCAUCUAUAAAGGCACAAAACUUGGUCGGGCAGUCAUCGAUCCCUUCAACCUUCAAUCGGGCGAGAACGUCAUAAAAGCGGAGUUCCACUAUCAGCCUGAUGAUAGGAAUAAUACUGUGGCACAGAGUUUCUUGUCCGACUUCCUCACAUCGACAGACGCACUGGAUUUGUCCAUUGAAGGCGAUGCUGACAGUACUCCGAUAGAAUCACUAAAACAAGCCCUUUCCGGCGUCAAGCUGAGCUCACAACUAAAUGGUAUGGGCCAAAAGUUGCUUCAACAAGUUCACGUGAUCAUCACGCUGGAUUCUUUGGUCACCAACCUGGUUACCGUCGAUUUCGACAUUACGAAUCCCCUGGAUGCUGACCUUGAGAUCAAGUUCUUGCAAUCUGAUGGUGAACUCAACGGGACGAUUUACGCACAUUUCGAGCACGCCUUUGAUAGUUUCGUGGUACCUGCCCGCUCAACGAUUAAUUCCGGAAGGAUCGAAAACGUGUUGCUUGUGCAAGGAGCAGUUGCAUCUUUGGACAUCAUCCCUCUCGGAAUUUUAGAUAUCCAUGGGGCCGCGACGGUGCGGCUUGGAGUAAACGGAUACGAAGUGCCGUGGCUACAUCUCGACCAGCUCGCCGUUCCGGCCAAGUAUGAUUUAGAACUUGGGCUGUUGAGUCUUCCACUAGCGAAGGAGUCUCUGCUGGCGGCUUCAAAAUCGGCAACAGCCACCACCGCGUCGUCCACGUCGCGUUCUGAUGGGGCUUCAUCCACAAGCAAGGUCUCUCCAAGUGCUGGUGGCACGACCACAACAAAGAGCGUAAAUACGGAGGCAAAGACGACAGCAGCAGCGGAAGCAACCACAGCGUCUUCGCAGACUCAAGUCAAGGAGACAGAACGGGUUGAAGCGACGACCACCUCGACUUCGGAAGCAGCCGCGUCUACAUCUUCCUCAUCAUGA